AUGUCCGCCGGCCCGCCGCCGCGAGUCGGCCAACGUGUGUCCUAUGACGGCGCCGUCUGCACCGUUCGCUAUGUCGGCGAUGUCGCGGGCACCUCAGGGGUCUGGCUGGGAGUAGAAUGGGAUGACCCUACGAGGGGCAAGCACGACGGGAGCCACAAAGGCACCAAGUACUUCAAAUGUCUUUCCAACUCCCCCACGGCAGCCUCCUUCGUCCGGCCUUCUCGGCCCGCGGAGAAGCCGCAGGGGUUUCUCUCGGCAUUGCACGAGAAAUACGCGUCCGAGGUCGACGCUACUACUAAUGCACCGGUCUCCUCGGCGCGCCUGAUUGAGAUUUCGGGCAAAGUCGUCGAGGAGGUGGGCUUCAACAAGAUCCGUUCACGCCUAGCCCGCGUCGAGGAUCUCAAGAUCGUCAUCCUCGAUGGCAUGCGUGUCUCCUCGACCGCUGCCAUGGGGUUGAGUGACGGAAGAUUCGACUCCAUGACCGUUGCCGAGACUUGCCCCAAGAUCAUUGAGCUGGAUCUGAGCCGCAACCUGUUUGAUAAUUUUGGACUUUUGGUCGAGGUCUGCGGUCAGCUGCCCGAUCUCCGGAGCCUUAGAAUCAAUGGCAACCGCUUUCAAGACGUCCUCCGUGAUCACUCUCUCGAGAAAGCUGAUCAUAUCUUCACCCACGUCAAGGAGCUUGCGCUUGAGGAGACUCUACUCCGGUGGGAUGAUAUAUGCCAUAUCACCGCCAGAUUUGGUUCUUUGGCUAGCCUCCACUGCGGAACAAACCAGCUUACCGCCAUUCCAACAGCUCUGCCCAAGGCCCUCUCGUCAUCCUUGACGGUUCUAAACUUGGAAUUCAAUGGGUUCAAGGCUCUGUCGGAUGUCACCAUGCUCUCGUCCCUAGUCUCGCUACGCAACUUGCAUCUCAAGGGUAAUAGCAUCUCAGCCGUGACGUCGGACCCUUCCAUACCCAUCUCUCCGUUCCCGCCAUCCAUUCACUACGUGGAUCUCUCUUAUAAUCAAAUUCCCUCGUGGGACUUUGUCGACUCUCUACAGUCCGUAUUCCCCGGGCUCACCGCCCUCCGCCUAGCCCACAACCCCAUUUACGAGAUCCAGGACCAAACGGCCCAGCAGGAGUCACGCGGGGCUUCGAGUGAAGAAGCACACAUGAUCACUAUCGCCCGUCUAAGCCAACUCAAAACGCUCAACUUUGUGUCCGUAACGCCUAACGAUCGCGCCAACGCCGAGAUGUUUUACCUCUCUCGCAUCGCAAAGCAGUUGGCCGCGGUCGCCGAGGAUGCCGGUGCCGAGGUGCUUCGGGCGCAUCCUCGAUAUGCGGAACUCUGUGAGGAGUAUGGCGAGCCUGAUAUCAUCCGCCGGAAAGAGGUGAACCCGGACUUCCUCGAGGCGAGACUGGUCACUGUCACUUUCAAGUAUCUCGAUCCCGCCGAAAAGGUAGCAAAUAAAGCUCAUUUGGGAAACGGGGAAUGGGAUCCCGCCGCAGACCUUGACGAGAAGGAGGGAGACAGCAGCGACGAGGAGGAUGAGAUUGCCGGGGACGAGAUGGAGUGGGCCGUUGGGGAACAAGGGGGCGAAAGCGCGGCGCCGAAAGGGCUCGGCGGCGGCGGUGAUCAAGAGGCUGGGGAGGCAUCUGGUGGUGUAGUCGGGCGGUGGAUCAAGAGGGAGCAGGAGCUGUUGGAUAGUCCCCGGGCCCUCAGAUUCUGUGUGGAUGGGCAGGAAGCCAAAAUCCGCGUGGAGGUGAAAUGA
Molecule: messenger RNA, 1752 nt
Organism: Parascedosporium putredinis
Lineage: Eukaryota; Fungi; Ascomycota; Sordariomycetes; Microascales; Microascaceae
Source: the annotation of a GenBank genome assembly